Eremothecium gossypii ATCC 10895 is the source of this 1986-nucleotide messenger RNA. RefSeq names its product cleavage polyadenylation factor subunit RNA14 (gene RNA14). The coding region runs from base 1 to 1986 and encodes 661 amino acids. The transcript has a single exon. The record is from RefSeq and is marked provisional. Gene Ontology annotation, biological process: mRNA 3'-end processing. Gene Ontology annotation, molecular function: protein binding; mRNA binding. Gene Ontology annotation, cellular component: nucleus. Lineage: Eukaryota; Fungi; Ascomycota; Saccharomycetes; Saccharomycetales; Saccharomycetaceae.
AUGUCAGGAAAUGAGACACCGGAUGCGGGGACUGUAAAGAGCGUGUCGCCUUCUUCUGGGGGCAGCAGCCUGCCGGCACGCCCCACGUUACGGGAACGAGACCCGAACGACAUUGAAAACCGUCUGCGGGACCAGAUUGAGGAGGAUCCGACGCAGAUCUUGCUAUACAUAGAGCUGAUUAAAUACUAUGUGGGCAAGCAGCAGGUGGCGGAGAUCCGGGAGGUGUUCGGACAGCUACACGAGCUGUUCCCGCUGGAGUCGUUCCUGUGGACGAUCCACCUCAACUGGGAGCUGGAGCAGGAGGAGAGCGGGCAGGUGGAGACGCUGCUGGCGAAGUGCCUGUCCGGGGAGCUGAUGAACAACGACAUCUACCUGUGGUCGACGUACCUGGGGUAUGUGCGGCGCAAGAACAACACGGUGACGGGCGGCGAAGAGGCGCGGGGCACGGUGCUGAAGGCGUACGAGCUGGUGAUGGAGAAAUGCGCGGUGUUUGAGCCGCGGUCGAUGCAGUUCUGGCAGGACUACCUGCAGUUUCUGGAGCAGUGGAAGCCGGUGAGCAAGUGGGAGGAGCAGAGCCGGGUCGAGAUUCUGCGCAAGCUGUACAAGCGCCUGCUGUGCCUGCCAGUGGAGUCGCUGGAGCGGUACUGGGAGAAAUACACGCAGUGGGAGCAGGAGGUCAACCAGUUGACGGCGCGGAAGUUCAUCGGAGAGCUCUCGGCGAGCUACAUGAAUGCGCGCUCGCUGUACCAGGAGUGGUCGAACCUGACGAAGGGCCUGCGGCGCUCGCUGCCCACGAAGCUAAACCAGGCGACACAGCAGAACCUGCCUGCGCCCGGUCAGUACGAUGAGUACCAGCUGCAGAUCUGGACGAAGUGGAUCCAGUGGGAGCUGGACAACAAGCUCGACCUGCCCGAAGUCGUGCUGCGCCAGCGCGUGGAAUACGUGCACCGCCAGGCUGUGCAGCACAUGUGCUUUGCGCCGGAGAUAUGGUACAACUACGCCAUGUUUGUGGACGAGAACGAGCACGAGAAGGUCCUUGAGAUCGCCGUCAGGUGCAAUCCAGGGUCGCUCUCGUUGACCUUUAAGCUCGCGGAGUACUUGGAGCUGAAUAACAAAAUAGAGGCGCUGGAGGAGCGUUUCCAGCACUGCAUAGCCAGGAUAUCAAUGGAAUUACAGGUAAUGAACGACACCACGAUGGAUCCUGACAAGAUACUCCGCCAGACGCGCAAGCUGACUUUUGCAUAUUGCGUCUACAUGACGACAAUGAAGAGAGUGACCGGCCUAUCCGCGGCCCGGAAGGUGUUCUCGAAGUGUCGCAAACUGAAAAAGGACAUCUCGUAUGAGAUAUACGUGGAGAACGCUUACAUGGAGUACUACAACAACAGCGACGUCACCACGCCCUGCAGGGUCCUGGAGUUUGGGCUCAAGUACUUCCAGGACAACGGGAACUACAUCAACAAGUACCUCGACUUCUUGAUCUUGGUGAAGCAGGACGCGCAGAUCAAAUCCCUCUUUGAAAGUUGUAUUGAUAAAAUCUACAAUCUUGAUCAGCUAAAGGAAAUCUACAAGAAGGUGAUCAACUACGAGUCUAAGUUUGGGAAUCUGAAUAACGUUUAUGAGCUCGAACGCCGUUUCUUCGAGAAAUUUCCCGAGGCGGAAAAGAUUGAAGUGUUUACUGAUCGCUACCAGCUGCAGGGUGAGAAUUUGCUGAAACGGUUGGAAUUCCCCUACCUGAUGGAUGAGUAUGGCAUACCUGUCCUAAGUGGCUAUGCCGUUAAACGGUCUCUACAUUCUGCUGGUAUAGUCUUUGACGACAACGGCAGUAGUAAGAGACAGCGCCAAGAACAGACAGAGGCUGUUCCCAUGGAAAUUAUAGAGUUACUGAAGGUUCUCCCAAAGCGGCAGUAUUUCAAAACAAUUGUGUUGGAUCCACACAAGCUUGCAGAUUUCUUGAGUGAUAAGGUGACGAUUCCACCCUGCGACUAA